UGCGCCGGAAGGGAGGACCUGUAAGUGUUUUUGGAAUUAUGGCGGCGGUGGAUAUCCGAGAUAAUCUGCUGGGAAUCUCUUGGGUUGACAGCUCUUGGAUCCCCAUUUUGAACAGUGGCAGUGUCCUGGAUUACUUUUCAGAAAGAAGUAAUCCUUUUUAUGAUAGGACAUGUAAUAAUGAAGUGGUCAAAAUGCAGAGGCUAACAUUAGAGCACUUGAAUCAGAUGGUUGGAGUUGAAUACAUCCUUUUACAUGCUCAAGAGCCCAUUCUUUUCAUCAUUCGAAAGCAACAGCGGCAGUCCCCUACUCAAGUUAUCCCACUAGCUGAUUACUAUAUCAUUGCUGGAGUGAUCUAUCAGGCACCAGACUUGGGAUCAGUUAUAAACUCCAGAGUGCUUACUGCAGUGCAUGGUAUUCAGUCAGCUUUUGAUGAAGCUAUGUCAUACUGUCGAUACCAUCCUUCCAAAGGAUAUUGGUGGCACUUCAAAGAUCAUGAAGAACAGGAUAAAGUCAAACCGAAAGCCAAAAGGAAAGAAGAACCAAGUUCUAUUUUUCAGAGACAGCGUGUGGAUGCUUUACUCAUAGACCUUAGACAAAAAUUUCCACCCAAAUUUGUGCAGGUAAUAAGAAUGUGUGGUUAAUUUUAAUUUAAUAUUUUUUCCUGAUGUGCAUAUUUACUUUUAAUUGAGAGCUCUUUUAGGUAUGACCUGAAAAUACUGGCUUUUUCCUCACGAGAUGAAAAAUUACCAGAGGGAAGGUUUCAAAAGUCUUAAUGGAGGAAUGAGUAAAGGGAAUGAAUUUAAUAUUGUUCUGUGUUCCUUAAUUGGAUUUUUGCAAAUUCUUGAGGUCUGCGUAUAGAUAACACUUAUUCAAAAGAUUGCAAAACUAGAAAAUGACACUUGCAUUUUCUACUCUACAUGUUGCCUUUCCAGUAUAAUGUAAGUAUCUAAGCUCCUUAAAUGAUGGAAUAGUUAAAACUUUUGAAAUAAAAAGAAUAGAACAUUUGUGGUAGAAAGUAUGGUAUGAAAAAAGGGGGAAGUAGGAUUAAUAGUAGAGUUACACCAUAUUGGUGUUUAAGUUAUUUAAUUCCACUGUGUGAUUAGGGUGGUGGGUGUUGUGACAGCAAUAGCAAAUCCUCCUGCUGUUCUGUUAAAUGAACUUUUGAAGUGAAGUAAAGAGAUAGAAUAUAUGAAUAUGUUUUUCUCAUGGUUAGUCUCAGUUCUUAUGGAUCUUUACAGGACUAUAUAUACUCAUCAACAUACAUACUGAGUUCUUAGGAGCUAUUUAAGGGAUCUUCAAAGGUUGUUUUAAAUUAGACUUUUCACAUUAUAAGUUAAGAUGACUGUAGAACAGGCCUCCUCUUCCCCUGUCCCUGACUCUAUGAUAGUGAGAAAUAUGUUAUUAGAAUGGUUUUGUGAUAGUGAAGGGAGCAGAGGACUGAACUUGAAACAGAGAAUAAGAAAGCCAGUUUAGAGAAAUCUCACAAAUUGUACUUGAAGAUGGAACAGUGUCUAUUGAAGAAAUAAAUAAAUGAAUUACAGCUUUGUGUCAGUAGAUGAGUAACCACCAUAAGACAUACAUAUGGUUGAUAAUACUGAUUCGUUGGUAUAUAGUACACACUAAGUUGCCUGAGGGAAGAACUCUAGACUUGUGCUGUCUGAUACAGUAGUUGCUAGAUACAUGUGACUAUUCGACUUAGAAGCACAGCUAGUCCAGAUUGAGUUGUGACAUAAUUAUAAAAUAUAAACUGGAUUUAAAAGACU
Molecule: messenger RNA, 1763 nt
Organism: Castor canadensis (American beaver)
Lineage: Eukaryota; Metazoa; Chordata; Mammalia; Rodentia; Castoridae
Source: RefSeq, a predicted model, not a curated record